This is a messenger RNA of Anneissia japonica, 6649 nucleotides long. RefSeq names its product protein prune homolog 2-like. Gene Ontology annotation, cellular component: cytoplasm. The record is from RefSeq and is a predicted model, not a curated record. Gene Ontology annotation, molecular function: exopolyphosphatase activity. The transcript is spliced from 16 exons. Lineage: Eukaryota; Metazoa; Echinodermata; Crinoidea; Comatulida; Comatulidae. The coding region runs from base 208 to 5943 and encodes 1911 amino acids.
CCCAACAAUGCUGCUAGCAAGUGAGUCUUGGCGGAAGUUAUGCGACAGCUGAGUUGAAUUUUUGCUUUUCAUGUUUACGUUUUGAUGUCUACUUAUUUGGUUUUAGCUCGCUAGAAGGUGGCUGGUCCAAGGAUUGUAUAGCACCCGAGAGCAUUUAUUUUAUCUUGAUGAACCUACUCCUUGCAGUUUUGGAUUUAAUUUCUCAUCAUGGAAGCGUUUCUUAGUCAGACGAAAAAAGAACUAUCGGAAUUGGCAUCAUUCAGCAAAAUAAAUAUUGUUCUUGGAAAUGAGUCAUGUGACUUGGAUUCAGCUGUAAGCGCCAUUGUUUAUGCUUUCUACCUAUCUCAGAAAGAAGACAGUCCACAGAAACCUUGCAUUCCAUGCUUAAACAUUAACCGAGAGGAUUUGGCCCUAAGAACUGAAACGGUGCACUACCUUGAGAAAAACAACAUCAACUUGAAUCACCUCACUUGCCGAGAUCAAAUAAAUUUAGGAGAAUUGCAUCGGGAUGAUAGACUUAACUUGUACCUUGUUGAUCAUAAUACACUACCUGGGAAGGACAGUGAAAUUGAAGGAGCUGUUGUAAAGGUCUUGGACCAUCACCAAAGCAACCUUGUUGGUGACGACGCACCUGAUGGAGUUAUUGAGUUGGUUGGGUCAUGUUGUACAUUAGUUGCAGAGCAUCUGCUACAGGAAGAUCCAAAUUGGGUUUUGCAAAAUGUUGAUGAAACAAUUGCCAGUUUGUUAAUAGGAACUAUUUUGUUUGACACUGUAAAUUUGUCUGAGUCUGCUGGACGGGCCACUCCUAAAGACAUCAACAUGGUUGAAAAUUUACAGAAAUUUUGUCCAGAUAUAAAUCAAGAAGAGAUAUAUCAGGAGAUACAUGAUGCGAAGUUUGAUGUUGCAGGAUUAUCGACCUUUGACUUGCUUCGUAAGGAUUUUAAAACUGUCUCAAGUAGAGGAGCUGACAAUGCAAAACAAACAAUUGGUAUUAGUUCCAUAACAAUUGAGAUGGAGAAAAUUCUGAAACGACCAGAUAUGCGUGAUGAUUUUGCAAGCUUUUGUACAAGUAGAAAUUUGCAGAUUCUCAUCUUAAUGACAAUAUCAAUUGACAGCGAUGGAAAUGCAGAGCGAUGGCUCCUCCUUUACAAUCCUGGAAGUUCAAUAUGUCAAGAAUUGAUCAGUAAUCUGAAAGAUGACCAGCAACUAUUUUUGUCGAUCAUGAAUGAUGAGGAAGAAGGAAUCACUUUAUUCAAACAACAGAAUUCAAAAGUAUCCAGGAAAGUUGUCAUGCCUGUACUGCAAGAAUUCUUAGAUAAGAAAAAAUCCAAUGAAGCAGAUUUCCUCACAGGAAACUUUAAUAAUAGUGCUCUUGUGGAUUUCUCUGGAGGGGAUGUAGCUUCCAGCAAUCUCUUAGAUUUUGAUCCUUUUGGAAGCCCUGCAACAACAAGUUUUGAAACGCAAAAGGUGGAAGAGGUUAACACUGAUCCCUUCGGAGGUCUUGAUUUACUUGCUGGAGGAAGUCUUGAAUCUGGACAAAAGUCUUCAGAUUUUUCAUUUGAUCCUUUUGCAACAAUUGUAGAAGAUGAUCCAUCAUUUACCACACCAAAGUCUCCUCUGUCACCUUCUGGACAGGAUGGUUUUACAGAUUUGUUAGGAUUGGAUCCCUUUGGAGUUCCACAGCAGCCACAGAGCAGUUCAGGUUCAUUUGACCCUUUUCAAACAAUAUCUCCAAGCUCAGAUUCAUUUAAUAGUCAAGAGGAUCUACUAGGUGCACCUCCAGCAUCAGCUGACCCAUUUGAUUUAUUCUCUAAACCUACAAACCAAGAUUCCACUCUACAAUCAGCAUAUCCCACUGAUUUGUUUAACAAUGGUCUGUCAACAGCUGAUCCCUUUUCUGUAGCUUCUAAUCCAGUUGAAAGCUCCAGUGAGGAAGUAUCAAACAACUCUACUAAAUUUUCUGGUGUGUUUGAUUUACUAGGAGGACAAUCAGAUGCAGUGAUGGGAGGGAAGAGCGACCAAACUCUUCAGACGACAGAUAACUCAAAAUUGUCCGAGGACAAUGGCAGUUUCAAUAGCUUUGAAUUUGUUGAUAAAUUAGACUGUUUGGAGGAGAAUAAUCAGGAUUUGCCUGUCUCUUACAUUCCCAAACAUGUCCCACCGACUCCACAGAAUUCAUAUUCAGACAUGAGUGAACUUCAGAAGAGUGCUUCAAAUAAAGACUUUGAUCAUGAUGAACUCUUCAAAAUGGUCCAAAAACUUGAUUCUCCAAGUGAUGAUAACAUCAUUGUUAUCACAAGUAAUACCAGUCAUCCUGAUAGUUGGGAGGAAAAUGGAUUUGAAAAUGAUUCAAAUGCUAUCAAUGGCUUGGAAGAUGUGAAACAAAAGUCCUUUAAUACUGAUGAAAAUACUGCCUUGUACAAUAGUAAAAAUUCUAACAGCAAUCAACAAGACAGAAGCCCAACAAGUGAUAAAUCAUCCCCAAUUGAAAAUGUUGAUUCUCCAAUUGGUGCCAACAAAUCGAGGACUACAAGUUGUGGUAGUGAAGGUUCUGCCAGCUUUACUGAUGACAUAUCUGACUCCUCAAGUGGGGACUCUUAUUCCCUUAAUGAGAUUCCUCAAUAUGCAGUGCAUCAUGCAAUUACUGAGAUUCAAGAGGAAGAUGAGGAGGAAGUUGAGGAGGACAAUGUAAAUAUUGAUGAUAAAACUAAUAUUAGCAAAUCUACUAUGGACAUUGUUCCGAAUAUUAAUGAGCCUUUAAUGCAACCAGUGAUACAAAAUGGAGUAGAAGAAAAUCAUGGACAGGAUGGUCAAACAUUGAUUCCUGCAAUUAUCAUAGAUGAGGUGCAAAAAAGACGCAAUUCUGUGGAAGAAGUUGAAGUUCCUUACAUUGUGGUUGAGGAAGUAGAAACUAUGAACUUCGAUGAUGAUGAUGAUGAUGAUGAUAAAGAAGAAGAAAGUGCAGUGAAACAUCCACCCACCCAGCAUAAAGAGGAAGUCACUUACGAUGCAAGUGAAGAAACACCGGCAUCUCAAAUUAGGAAUAAUGAUAGUCAAACAGAAACAUCAUCUCAUGUUCUUGAAAGAGUUGAUAGUGAAGCUGUUGAAGAAUAUGUGGAACAGGUUGUUGGUGAUGCUAUCAAUACAAUAAAUAUGGAAGAAGGAGCAGUUAAUGGACAAUUUAAUAAUGAUCAUGAUAUCCAGACAGACACAUCUUCUGCAAGGCUGCAGAGGAUUGACAGCGAAGCUGUAGAAGAAUAUGUGGGACAUGUAGUUGAAACUUCUGUUAACGCUCUAAUGCAGGAGGCUUCAAAACAGAUUGAACAACCAGAAAGUGAACAUUUUAACUCUCACCUUCCCACUGAUAGAAAUCAAGGAAUUGUGGAUGAUGUUGUUACAGGAUCUUCACCAGUACUUGAAAGGAAUGACAGUGAGGCUGUAGAAUUAUUUGUCGAGCAUGUAGUUGAAGCAGCUCUGGGUACGAUGAAGACUGAAAGAUCAAUAGCAGAUGAACAAGUGCAACACGAGGAACACAACUCUGCUGCUGGUAGUGAUAUUAUUAGCAUGGAGACCAGAUAUAAUCCUGAAAGAGAAGAUUUAGAAGACGAAAGAGUAAUAGAAGUUGUUGAAACUGCCAGUACUGAAUCGCCUGUCAACUCACAACCAGUUAUAAUUCAGUCAGAUCAAGUCAUGCCAUCUGAUUCUGUUGAGGCAAGUGAUGUCAAUCAGGAAUCACCCAGUGAAAAUAAAAAGGUAUUAGAGUUGUCAAUGGAUUUAGAUAUGGAUGAGGAAGAUAAUGACAGUGAUGUGGAGUCCAGAGAGAGAUCAUCUUCUGCUGUUAAUGUUAUUGAAGAGAUGGCAGCAGCAGCUGCCAACCUUAACAAGGAGCCUCCAAAGAGACCUACCGAAUUACAAGAUGGUGUCCUUAGCAUUGAUGAUUCCUAUAGUUCACCUGUAAGUGGUCUCAGUUUUGAUGCCCUUACACCUGAUGAAGAGGUGGACAUUGUGGGAACACUAGAAUCCUCUGUGCCACAUGAGAGUACGCCAAAGAAGCCGGUGGUAGUUGAUGAUGAUGUCAAGCAGAAGAUCAGCUUUGACUGGAAUGAGGAUUCAGAUAUCUUUGCAAAAGCUGAAGAAAGACAGAAAAUGAAGGAACAAGAGGAUGUGCGACCCAAAACUUUGGACAAGACAUUAUCUGAAGCGUCAUUCUCUGCUAAAAUCCGAAUGUCAGGUGUUUCGAUCAACGAGGAGUGGCAAGAUGAUGAUUACUCGCAUCAGAAGUUACAAGGUCAAUCAGGAACGCUUACCUCGCAGGAUUCCUUCUUUGAGCGGACAGUGCCAAUGAUGGAGAGCAACAUUGAAGAGGAAGAGCAGUUGGAUGACAAGAUAGUGGCAUUAGAUGGAGCAACACUGAGGGCGGACUAUUCAUUGAGAGAACGCCGUCUUACUACUGACAGUGCUGUUCUAGAUGCUGCAUACCCAGUUGAUGAAGAUGACGACGACGAGGAGGAUGAUGCAGGAGAGGAUGAUACAACAGACAGUGCGUUUGCAGAAAGACCUGUCCCACCUUCUUCAUUGAACGUUGGAGGUGCUCGUCCAAAGCACCGUAAAAAGGUGAACAUACCAGCUGGAUUGAACCUUGACAUGGAAGCCGCAGGGGAUGAGCAAUCACCAGCGACGAACGAUUCGGCCAUUUUAACUCCAAGUAGCACAGAGAUGUCUUGGGAGGAUGAAACGCCGAUAUCAAGCAAGGCAGCUACUCCGAAUAUUCCCCAAGAGCCUAUUCCGGAAUACACUGCCAAGGAAGAGUUUAAUGACAGACACAACUGGAGGAAAGUUUCGAUUGGGGGAAAGGAGCAUAGCAUUGAUAUGAAUGUCAUUAACCCGUACAGGAAAGUGCUUUCACAUGGAGGUUACUAUGGUGAUGGAUUGAAUGCAAUAAUUGUAUUUGCAUCAUGUUACAUGCCAGACAAGACUCGCAGAGACUAUAACUAUGUGAUGGACAAUCUAUUUCUGUACAUUGUAAGUACAUUGGAGCUACUUGUUGCUCAAGAUUAUAUGAUAGUCUAUUUUCAUGGAGCUGCUUCCCGAAGGAAGGUACCAGGAAUGGCAUGGAUGAGGCGCUGUUACAAACUAAUUGAUAGAAGAUUAAGGAAGAAUCUGAAAGGUUUGUACAUAGUGCACCCAACAAUGUGGCUAAAGACAGUGGUGGGAUUCACCAAACCGUUUAUCAGUUCCAAGUUUAGUAGCAAAUUGAAGUUUGUUUAUCAACUGGAUGAAUUAAAACAGCUUGUUCCAAUGGAAUACAUAUAUGUUCCUGAAGAAGUUAGAAAAUUUGACCUAAAGAGAACACAAAAGGAAAACGAGGGCUUGUGGGGGUGGAUAAGCGUUAUGCUCGAGCUUGAUGAUGACUCUGCUAGCGCCGCAUCGGAUCAGUCAGAUACAGAUUCGGACUUUGUAAUGGAUAGUUACAUUCCUUCAACACAACCUACUGAUAAAAAUAAAACACCAGACUCUAGAUCACUACCAACUGAGCCCGGUAGAAUCCAGUUUUCAUCGUCCUCAGAGUCUGAGUCGGAGGAACCACGCAAAACAAAUUGUUUUGAGAAUAAUAGUUUUCGUGACAGUGGAGCUGGCGCCCACGGUGAGUUCAUUGAAGACGACUACAUGAAAUGCCAUAUGACAUCAUCAACGGUAGAUACCCGAGUACUUAGUCCGCAUCCUACUACAACAAUUAGCGGAGAUAACACACCACGAAUGCAAUCGCCGCAUGGUAUACUCCGGUUUCAGGAAGAUGAGGUUGAAGCUGAGCAUGAAUCCCAUAUACGCGAUUGGCUCCUCUAUCCAGAGGCAGGUAGUUGGACGUCUCACGAUUCAUCACAAAGGAAAGAUGUAAGGAAUAAUGAAACAGAUUUUUUAAUCCAAGAAAAUUAUAGAGACUAGAUUUACUGAUUUUAAAAACAAUGGUUUGAGAUAAUUUGAAGUUUCAUUAUUGAUUAGGUUUUUAAAGCUUUGUUGUGUUAAUCUUCAGUUGUCGAUAACCUUUGAAAUUAAGCAAAGUUGUACCUUGGUGACUGGCCUUUGUUCUACAGGCCUGUAUUCAGGGUCAAUCAACUGGGGUCAGGGGAGGGCUAGAGCCGGUUGGAUCCCAGUUUUGAUUUUCCAUUACUAUGGUAGCUUUAUUGCCCGAAUACUGGCUUAACGAUAGAUUGCUGGUUAAAAUGUAAAGAUUUCAGAUUCCUUUACAGAAAAUAGCACCCCCUACCCCUUAAUGGAUACAGGCCUGUUCUGCAAUUGACCUUUCUAAAAUGUCAAUUAAAGUUAACAACCGACCAGUCAGAGCAGGGCUUGGUCAGCUUGUCCCAUGUCCCACUCUGUCAUUUUGAGGUACCUUAGCAAAAAUAUCCAAGGGCGGGGCUUAGUGGCCGAAACUGUCUAUUGUUGAUUGCGAGCCCCUGGACAGUAAAAGUUGUUUUUUUUAAAAUUUUUUGGCUAUCCUGUUACACUAUGUCAGCCAUAGUGUACUUUUUAGAGGUUUCUAUAAUUUUGUUUUUGCCUAUAUAAAUAAUAUAUAUGAUAUGAUAUACAGUAUGUUAUAAGUUGUGAAUGUCCAUUUCAGAAAGCUGUUUUGCCAUAUGAUUAUUGUAAA